Messenger RNA from Arachis stenosperma, 3553 nucleotides. RefSeq lists its product as uncharacterized. The record is from RefSeq and is a predicted model, not a curated record. The coding region runs from base 338 to 3187 and encodes 949 amino acids. The transcript is spliced from 11 exons. Lineage: Eukaryota; Viridiplantae; Streptophyta; Magnoliopsida; Fabales; Fabaceae.
UAUGAGCCAGAAAAGAUUGAAGGGUCAAGAAAACCAACCAAGAAAGGUGAUGGAGAAAGAAGCUAUCUACACCUGAUUGCAAAGGUUUUUUGUACUUGCAUACUUGUACUUAUAAUCUAAAAAAUAGUAUCUGAUACUAACUUCUACUUGAUGUUUCUUCAUGGAGCCCCACAAACCUACCCUUCUCUUCAUCACUUCACAACCCCAAUCUCUUAUUCACAACUCAAAUUAUGAGUUCUUCUCCUUAGAUUAGAUGGCAUGACAAAACAACAGAAUUUUCUUUUAUCAGGUAUUAGAAGUCUUUGAGCAGAUAGAUGAUCAGAGACAUUUAUCAUCCAUGGCCCCAUAUGGGGUAGUAGAUUAUGGUAGAUACCUUACCCCAUAUGGAUCCCUAUUUUAUUAUUAUUAUGCCACCAUGUCAGUGUUUCAUAUAAUAUAUGGCAUCUGGAUACUCUUCUCUGAAAGGUGCUGUAUAGUUGAGGUUACUGCUUCAUGCUGCCCUUAUUAUCAAUUCUUCAAACAAAGCAAUAAGAGAUUUGUGCAGAAAACUGAUAGGUUUUGGAAGUUCAAUGAACAAGCUGAUAGAUGGGUUGAAGUUGUGUUUCCUUAUGAUGAUCAUCUGGUAUCUGAACAGCAUGAAUUGUUUGAUGCUAAGCCCUUGGAUGUGGUUUUGCCACUGAGGAAGAGAAUUUCAUUGACCAGAAUGUCAGAUACAUCUAUUUGGGUCACUGGGGAAAGUGGUUCUAUAUAUGAGAGGUUUUGGAAUGGACUUGAAUGGGUUAUUGCCCCUCAUGACUUGCCAAUAGCAUCCGGCCGCGCAACCGCGGUAUUCAUCAUCAAUCACAUAAUUCUUGCUGCUUCUGAAGCAGGAAAUCUCUAUCAGAUGCAUGUGCAAUUUGGUGAAACCUCACAAACAGUUUGGUUGGAUGUCACACCUACACUCAAUCAAAUCACAAAUAAUGAUUCAAAGAAAAAUCCUUUGGUGUUAAUAAAGUCUGGAAUUGUGUCACAUGAUAGGCAGAGAAUUUAUUUCUGCACAAGGAAUGGAACACUGUUAGAACUUCUUGGGGUUGAGCCUCUAAGAUGGACAAAUCAUGGCCAACCAGCUGGAGCAAAUGUAGCAGCAAUAGCUGAAGUUGCUUCUGUAAGAGAAGUAGUGUAUACCAUAAGUUCUGCUGGAGAUCUUUAUGAAUAUGAUGAAAAAUCAAAACCAUCAUGGAAGAAGCACAUAUGGAAAGAAAGGACAGCACAAUUCGCGCCUUUAGUACCAUCUAAAGGGUGCACUCUAAGUGGACUGAGUGGUGAUUAUUCUGAAUCUCUGUUUCUUCUAAACAAGGAGGGUGAUUUGGUAGAGAGGAGACUGCAUCAGAGGAAGUGGAAAUGGAUGGUCCAUGGAAGUCCACCACAUCAAAAUUUGACAUCCAUUACGCCGGCUCUACAUGACGAAUCAAGUGAAACUUUCUUUUCCUUGUUCUUCACCAGUGCAGUUGGAUCAGUCUUUGAAUAUCAAAUGCCAAAACAAUUAGGUACAACUAAUCGAUUUCCAGGAAGUUGGGAAAAUCAUCAGCACCCUUUACAUGCUAAAGUAGCAAGAGGUAUAAUUGGCUUGCCAUUACAAGCUGGCAGGAUACUGUUUCCACUAGAUGAUGGUAGACUUGCAGAAUUACAUCUACUAGGACUAGGCGGCGAAAGUUCAGGACCAGCUUUACCGCAAAACUUUAGAAGGAAAGCAUCAACUAAAUAUGUUUGGUCGAUAUUAGAUGUUCCAGAGAGCGAAGGAUGGAAUGCAGAAUAUUGCACAGAAGAACGCGGCCCCAGAAAUUGCCUUGCAGGACUAAAAGAUGAAUCAGUGGAUUCUGGAACAAGUUCAGUAACAGGUAGGAGAAAGCAAAGCCAGACACAGAAUUACUACUUAUCGCUGGGCACUUCAUUAGGCGAAUCGACUAAAUCUACAGAAGAUUAUAAUCUCCCUGAUGGCUGGACUAGUAGUAACUUCCGGCUUCGGUUGAUGUAUGAAGGAAAGUCAUUUUUCUUCAUAACAAAUGAUGGAUUAGUGUUUGAACACAUUUGUAUUGAGAAUGUUUGGGUGUGGCUGAAGCAUGAGAGUUCUACAGCUAUAGAAGGUAUAGUGGGAAACUAUAAUGGAAGCUUGUUCAUGGUUGAUACAUUUGGGAGUGUGCUUCUUAGAGAAUGGCAUGAAAAUGAGAUAGCAUGGAGGAAUUGCAGUGCUAUGAGGAAAGGAAAGAGUGUUAUUGGAGGCCAACCAUGGGAUAGAUUUCCAGCUAAAUCAAGGAAGGUUACAACAGAAGAUGCACUCUUCUUUGUGAGUAAAAAUGGAAGAUUACUGCAGUUCAUGGUUUUCAUGAGGAAGUUUAAAUGGAAAGAUUGCAAACAUCCUCCAAAUGCUAAAAUUGCAUGCAUUGUAGACCAGGAAUUGUUCAGGGAAAACAUAGUAUUCGUCACAGGAAGAAACGGUCGCCUAUAUCAGUAUAACAAAGUGACUGAUUUGUGGCAUGAGCAUUACCAAUCUCAGCAUUUGAUUCUAUCACAGUUUCCUGGAACAGUUAUUAGAGCAUCACAGAAAUCGCUCUCAGGCUCACUCUUCAUGCUUUCAGUAGAAGGUGGCCUUGUUGAGUACCAAUGGAAUGCAUGGAAUGGAUGGAACUGGAUAGAACAUGGAACACCCGAUAAAGGCGCGAAACUAGUUGGUUCAACUGGUCCUAGCUUUGAGGGUACUCAACUACUUUUGAUUGGUUCAGAUGGAAAAGUGUACCUGAGAUACAUGGACAAAAAUGGUGCAUGGAAGUGGAAGGACUUUGGUUUCCCUUCAAUGGGAAGUGAAAUGGUUGAGGCGAAUCGACCAAGACAAAGUGGACUCAAUGAUGGGAAGGUAGUUUGCAAUGAUGAAUAUUCUAUGCAUGGCUUGAAGAAAGAUCAGAACAACCUUUCUGAUCAAAAGUCUAAAUGUGAUCCUAAGGUUUCAUCUACAAGACCAAUUCCAUUUUCUGAAGGUUCUGUUAUAUUUGAGCUCAGAGAUGGCAGGAUAAAAGAAAACGGAGCGAGUUCAUUUAAUAUAUGGCUGACGAGUGACGACACGACUAAUGGCAGUUGGCAGAACUACAGCUUGUGGAGGAGACAGAUUGGGUUUGGUCAAGGACCAUUGGAACUCCAGCCAGUUCAUGCUUAGAAAAUUAUUGGAUCACUGUGGCAUCCUCAUAAUAUUGAAAGAAAAAGGUGAAUGUUAUGCUAACAAAUAUGAAAGAAAUAGUGAGUAGUGACACUAUUAUGCUAACAAAAAUGGUGAAAGAAAAGGUACUAGUUAGCAACACUUGAAGAUGAAGUAGCUAUUUCCUUUAAGAGGCUGAAUAGGUAGUGUUAGUAUUUGAGGUACAAUACAAAGCCCUGUGGAGAUGAGCUAUGAUAGCUUACUUGUAACAUAGAUGUAAAAGGAAAAUAAUAAUAUAUAUUUGUACAGCCAAAAUAGUACAUUGAAUAAGAGCAUGCACAAAACAAUCCUUUCAUUGUAUAUAAUCUAUCAAUGCUACAAAGAAAU